This is a messenger RNA of Xyrichtys novacula (pearly razorfish), 9051 nucleotides long. NCBI's taxonomy places the organism in Eukaryota, Metazoa, Chordata, Actinopteri, Labriformes, Labridae. The record is from the annotation of a GenBank genome assembly.
GCUCUUCCUCUGUUUACUUCAGUGGCAAUGAUGAUGUGAGACCGAGGACGCUAGCUAGCUAGCCUAGCUAAAGUAAUGGAGAAUCGGGCGGUAAGAGGUGGAGGAAGAACAUAUGGGAUGGAGGGACAUUGCGAUGUUCCUCCUUUAACUUUUCAUCUCAUGCUGGCCGUUUGUUCUCACUUGUCUGCUGCGAACAAAACGUUAAAUUCCCACCGUCGACGUUAGCCGUGUGUACCGCUAGGCUAGGCUGCAGCGAGGCUAGCUGCGCUGGUUUCGUGUUUCGGUGCCAUCUGAUAUGGCUUAUUACAAAUCCUACAACCACCGUAACUACAUUAUUUAAUUUCUUAUUUAAUCACGUUGGGUGAUAUAAUAUUGCUGCUGCUAGUCCUGUGAGUGCAGGUGAAUAAGCUGUCAUCAUCAUAACAGUAGCUAACGGUGCCGCUGAUAAACUGUCAGGCCUGGAAUGGAGCCAGGCGACCUGCGUGAGAGCCCCGCCGGAUCAGGGGAGUCAGAUGCGGGGGAUUGGAGGGAGGUUAUCCCCGGGGAGGAGGACGAGGUCAAAGGUACAGAAACUAAUGGAAACCCACAAGAGUCGGCACACAUGGACACAUGUGAGGAUGGGGAAAGUGAGAAACAAAAAUGCGUGGGAGAGCAACUACACAGUCCCUACGAGGAAGAACUGGACCCCAGGAUCCAGGUACGAGACUCAGAUCUGUGAUUUAUGUUUCACAAUUCAACCUCCCGUUAAAAUAGGUCAGAAAUAAAUGAUCCAGACUGCUGUUAUUGUUAACGGUACCGGGGUAGGAAAGACUGGACAGCUCUGGGAAACGCCUAAUGGAAAGGUAGCAGUGUGUCAUCAUGAGUCAUUUAGAUAAUCCGCCCUAUUGUGUUUUUAUAAUCUAUGCAAAUCCAGUUUGAAGGACAAAGGGUCUACCUGAGAAUGAGUGUUAAUGCUGUUCCUACUGCACCAUUGCAACAUACCUUUAAAACACAUUUUAUUUCAGCCAGAAUAUUUUCCUGAUAUACAUAAACCAGCAAUAACCGUAAAACCUGGGCAAUGUUAUGCAAUCAUAUACGACAAUUUUAACUGGAAAUUGUCCUUUAAGUAAGCCAAAGAGUUUUCAAUUUGUAAUACAAACAGAGGUGAUUAUUGUAGGUAUAUCGAACUUAAAGUUAUUACUGAGGGAUGGUUGAUUAGAGGUGCACUAUAUUGAAGGAUGAAACAUUAGGGAUGCAGUGCACUCUAUUACAUCAUUAACACUAAUUUUCAGUGUUUUUUUUUUGCUUGUCUGAUCAUGUUAACAAAAAACGAAAAUAUAGGUAAAAGUUAAAUGUAUAGGUAUGGAAGUUACCAUGGCAAAAAAAAAGAAAGAAAGAAAAGAAAAGCCGCAAUGGAAGUUAAAAAGUGGUGAUGCAAAAGUUAUUGCGAAAAUAAAAGGAUGCAGAUAAAAAAAAAGCCACAAUGGAAGUGAGCUGCCGGGGACCAAUAAUGAUGAUGCACCGGCGUUUUAUGAUCUCGGCACAGAAGACGAGCAUAGAAGUAAGUGGAAAGGUUAUUGUUUAAUUUCACAUCGUGUGCUUUUCAGUGUGUCAUUUGGUUAGACCGUGUAGCACCUGAGUCAAUAUGAAGUUGAUCUGGAGGAUGCUGGUUUAGUGUUAGCUACGGUUCAACUUCAUAUUGACUCAGGUGCUACAUGGUCUAACCAAAUGACGCAUUGAAAAGCACACAAAGCGAAAUUAUACAAUAACCUUUCCAUUUACUUCUUUGCUCGUCUUCUGUGCCUAGAUCAUAAAACGCUGGUGCACCAUCAUUAUUGGUCCCCGGUAGCUCACUUCCAUUGUGGCUUUUUUUAUUUGCAUCCUUUUAUUUUCGCAGUAAGUAACUUUUUUUGCGUUGUUAACUUCCGUUGUGGCUUUUUUAUCUGCACCAUUUCUUUUUUUGCAUCAGUUUCUCUCGUUGUGACUUCUUUAUUCUGCAUUCUUUUUUUUUGCAUUCUCUUUUUAUUUGCAGCAGCGGCGGUUCUCGGCCACCGUAGAGUUGCAUUGGACUGAGCUCGUGUUCAUAAUUUUAUGACUAGUUGGUGUAUAUAUCUGCUGCCAAAUCUCAAAAGUAUUAAGGAAGUAAUAUAAUAAUGGAAUAAAAAAAUGUAAUGUAAUAUCUGAAAGCGAUUUUGUAAAGAUUGUAUGUGUAAAAAUGAAUUUGUCUUGUGGUGAAACACAGCCUUCAGUGUGUUACUUAUCCUUUCAUUCACACAGGAAGAGUUGGAGCAUCUAAAUGAAGCGAGUGCAGAAAUUAACAGACUGGAGCUGCAGUUGGAUGUAAGUGGGAAAAGAAAACACUUCACUUUAGUAGCUGAUCAUUCUCUCUGCACAUUAUUGUAAAAUGAGGAUAAAACACAGAGAAUAUUAUUCCAUUUUGAUAAAACUAUACUCAUGGGAAAUAUGAAUAGAACAUUUACAACUUCUCUGGGAAUCUUUUGAGAGUCUUUCCUGUAGUAAAUAAUUUAGCGGUCUACCCAGAAGGCUCUAAUCAGUAGUUUAAUGUUUCCCUUAUCUGAAACCAAAACAUAUAGUAAGUCUGAACUCUUAUGAGGGACAUGUGUUUUAUCCUUACUUUGACUCUCACUUGAAGCCUUAGUCUUGUGUGAAAUGUAAUAGUUCGGUCAAUCUAUAACUGGUAAAUCUAAUCUUCUCAUUUUCAUGCAUUAACCAUCCAGGAUGCCAGAUCAGGGUACCGGAAGAUUCUUACAGAGUCUGCCAGGAAGCUUAACGCUCAGAGCUCUCAGCUUGGUGGUUGCAUCGAGAAAGCAAGACCCUAUUAUGAAGCUCGUCGCCUUGCUAAAGAGGUAUUCACACACAAUACUCACAAUACGUGCUCUGAAAUGUGUUAACAUGUGUGCUGUUUAUUUAAAAAUUUGACUUUUAAAGUAGAGACUCUAAAUAGAGGCAAGACAGUUUAUGUAUAAAGCACAUUUGACAAGGAGUCAUGGCAAAGGUCAGGAAAACACAUUGAAAGAUGUUUUUCUGUAUGAUUUAAUAGAAGGCAGCUGUAAACAGGAGCGUCUACAACCUUGAGUUAAAAGAACUUAGAGUUUCAGUGGAUCUGAAAUUUUGUGGGAGUUUAUUCCAGAUAUAUAAAGUGUAUAAUGUGAACGCUGCUUCUCUAGACCUGUCCCAGUACACACCAGUGUUCUGGGCAGUUUGUAGCUUUAAGACGGGGGUGGGCAAUCAUGUGCCAUGGAGGGCCGAGAGGCUGCAGGUUUUCUUCUCAACCCAAAACUCCACCAGGUGAUUUCACUAAUUAGUCCCUGCUCUCUGCUUGGAGGUGAGGUAAUCAGUGAAAUCACCUGUUGGAGUUUUGGGUUGGGAUGAAAACCUGCAGCCUCUUGGCCCUCCAUGGCACAUGAUUGCCCACCCCUGCUUUAAGAAGACCUCUUGUUUUAGCCCUAAACCAGUGGUUCUCAAGUCCAGUCCUCGAGGCCCACUGUCCUGCAUGUUUGGAUGUUUCCCUGCUCCAACACACCUGAUUCAAAUGAUUAGCUUGUUAUUAAGCCAUUGCAGAGCUUGAUAACGAGCUGAUCAUUUGAAUCAGGUGUGUUGGAGCAGGGAAACAUCCAAACAUGCAGGACAGUGGGCCUCAAGGACUGGACUUGAGAUCCACUGCCCUAAACCAUUCAGGACUUUAUAAACCAGCAUUAGUAUUUUUCUAAAUCUAUCCUCUGACAGAUGAGGAUUUAUGUUUUGAAUCAGCUGCAGUUCUCUGAUUCUUAUAGGGAUACCUGCAAAGACACUGUUACAGUCAUCAAGUCGACUAAAGAUAAAUACAUGGACCAGUUUUUCCAGGUCGCACUGACAUACAAGUCAUUUAAUCCUCAGUAUAUCCCUUAAGCAACGGCAGGCCGACUUUGUGUAAUUGUAUUAAUGUGAUUUCUAAGAUUUAUGUCUGAGCUGAUGUCUAUACCCAGAUUUCUUGCUUGGUCAGUGGUUUUCAUCGGUAACAUUUGAAGCUAGUCACAGUUUUAAUCUCCCCGUCUUUGUCUCCAAACAACAACAACUCUUUUAUCGUAAUUCAACCGCAGGAAAUGAAGGCAGAUCCACUUACAGGGGGCUGUAUGAGGCUGUUGCCUUCUUGGUGACAUUGAUUUGUAGAUCUUCAUGCUGUUUUCAUCGUCUAGUAACAUACUUAUAUUCUAUAAUCUGAGCCAGUGGUGACAUAUAAAUGUUUUGCAGAAGUGGCCCCAGGAAAGAGCCUUAGGGAACUCCACAUGAAACUUUUGUCUGCUCAGAUAGUCUCUGUCCUUUAGGUAACACUGAAACCAGUGUAGCACUAAACCAGAGAGUCCUCCCUCUGUGGCAGAAGCAGCCAAACCCGAGUAAUCUUAGUGGUGUGAUGGGGUUUAAAACCUGACCUGUAAACACCAAAGCAGUCGCUUAGUAUCAGAAAAUUAUAAGUCUUAAAAUGGUUAUUCUAUUAUUUGCCUAUAAUUGUUCAUCAGUGUCUUGUCUAGAUUGUUCUUCCCUAACAAUGGCCCGAUGACAGCACUUCUCAGGGCCUGUGAUGUCUGACAUGACGAGUGAAACUUAAAAAAAAAAAAACCUGGAGGCAGAAAAUCGAGACAGCAGGUGGAGAAAUUUAGGUGUUGUACAAAGUCCUCCAGGUUUUUAUGAUUCAUGGAAUAAAACUGGGUCAUUGCGCUUUAACUGGUUUGAAGUGGACACAGCACACAUCCUGUCCCAGAUAAUGAGUUACUAACUGCUUGUUUUAUUUUCUGCAAUCUUCUGUAAAGAAAUGAAGUCAGUGAACUGCAGGCCUUGAUAGAAAGAAGUGUGAAGUUUUUGGCGUCCAAUUCAAACUAUAUCAAUAAUUAUAACUACUCUUGAGGAGUGUAGAGAAGAUUCAGAGAGUGAUAGAGAAAUGGAGCAAUUAGAGAGCACUUCUGCCUAUGCACUGGGCUCAGAAACGCACAUGCUGAUCCUCCUUACAUUAGUCCAAGUGCAUGUAAGGGACUUGUCUUUAACAUCUUAGUCUAAAUUGCCUGAACAUUGAUGCAAGCCGUCUGAUGAGUCACCCCAUAAGCCCUUUCUCUGUUAACCGUCAGCCUGAGUGUUGCCUGAAAAGUCUCCCUCCUAUGAAACUGAAUGAUCACUCAGCUGUUGUUUUGAAUGAACAUUGAUCCAAACAAAGUCUGCACACACUGGAAUUACCCCGGGCAAACAGCAUUCUCACGAAUAAGAUGAUUGAAUCUUCUUAUUGUUGCAGGGAGUUAAGUUUUUUUUCAACAAACAAAAGUAAGUCUUAGCAGGGAUUAGGACUCUAAUCACAACCACAAACUGAAAUCCAUCCACUCCAGUUCCUUAAUGAGUUACGGUUGAUUUUCUAUUUGGGGAGGCUUUGGCUGUUGAAUGUUGUAACUAAAUAUAACGUCAUAGUAGUUCUCUUAUUUCCCUUUACUUAUCUCAUCAGUUUUUACAUUUGCGUUUAUGUUAAAACUUCAACGAUUCAAGAGAGUUUCCCGUCUUUGUCAGGGAUUAAGAUUUCCUUUUCUCUACAGGCUCAGCAGGAGACCCAGAAGGCCGCCCUGAGCUACGAGAGGGCCGUUUCUAUGCACACAGCUGCCAGGGAGAUGGUCUAUGUGGCAGAGCAGGGCCUGAUGGCUGACGGCAAAAACACUCUGGACCCAACCUGGCAGGAGAUGCUCAACCACGCCACCGCCAAGGUAAAACUGAAGAUGAGGUGAAUGUAUUUCAAAACAUUGGUGCUAAAUCACUCAGCUGCAGGAAGGAACAACCUGUGAUACCUCUCCGUCACACACUUCGAGUGGAGCAUCCUGUCCCUGAAGGAGUUCCUCAGUGCAGUGAGUGUGUGUUGAAGGGGUGAGAGUCUCGGUUUUAGCAGUAGUUUUGGUGCUGCAGGCAGGUGCUAAGUCCUGCUGGAAAAGGAAACCAGAUCUCUGUGAAACUCUACAAUCUCCUUCAGGCUGCAUCGACUCUUGACUUGAUGAAACACAGUAGACCAACAUCAGCAGAUCUAACCGGGCACCCUAAAUCAUCACAGAUGAUCAAAACUCCACACUGGACUUUAAACACUUUUAUUAUGUUCAGCAAUCUUCAAUAUGAUACAAACAAUAAGUCCUUUUGUAAAAGCAGCUUUUGCUCUCUGUUUUAUUUCUCAUUUCCUGUUUGUAAUCGUCGUCUUUUGACUGGCUGUAAAGAAUCUCAACAUAAUCAAUUUGCAUUUUUUUUUUCUAAAUCGGAUUCUUCCUGUUUCAAAUCUCCUUCCUUCUCAAGUAUCGUCAGAGAUUUGAGUUUGUUUUCUCAUCCUGGCUGCUGUAACUUCACACGCGCAGUGAAACUCCCAAAUAUUUGUACAUAAACUAAGCGAUGUGUAAAAACCUAAACACUCAACUUUGUUUAGGGGGAGUAGAGUUGCAGUCCUCAAGCACACCAUCAGCUGUGUGAGUGCAUGUUUACGUUUUGUUGAAGCCGUCCUGCUGUGUGUAUCUCGUAGGUGAACGAAGCAGAGGAGGAGCGGCUCCGCAGUGAGAGGGAACACAUGCGCGUCACAAAAGCCUGUCAGGAGGCCGAGGCUCGAGUUCAGAUGCUGCAAAAGUCCCUGAAAAGAGUCAUUGUGAAAUCCAAACCUUACUUUGAGCUCAAGGCCCAGUUCAACCACAUACUGGAGGUAAUGUAGACAACCAGAGCUCAGUUAGGAUACAGAUAAGAAUCACUCUUAACCUCGAAAGAGCAACAUUGGCUCUUUUGUGAGGUAGCAAAUGUGUUGAGUUUGUAAAAAAAUGUAAUAUUUUCUCUAACUAAUGGAUUUAUUAGAGCUCAUCGGUAGGUUAUGGAGUAAAAUCCCUGAUGAGGAAAGUUUGUGUGUCCUCUGUAACUCCAGGAGAACAAGACCAAGGUGCUGCAGCUGGAGCAACACGUCGCUAAAGUCAAGACCCGCUACUCCAUCGCUCUGAGAAACCUGGAACAAAUCAGCGAGCAGAUCCACGCCCAGAGGGGGAGGGACCAGGCCGAGGGAGGCCGCCCCACUGUGUGCGGCGGGCGGAGUCCUCCCGUCGGAGCCGAGUCCGAUGUCAAAGUCAAGCUGGAGGGCGGGGCCUGCAGCGGUGGUGCGACCGGGACGGACCGAGCGGAUGCAGCUGCCAACCUGGUGGAGAAAUACAAGGAGAAGGAGAAUGAAAAGGAGAGGGAGCGGGCAGGGUCGGAUUCCCUCUCGGUGUUCAGCCUCCAGACCAUCGCUUCCGACUUGGAGAAAUAUGACUCCAUAGAGCACCUCGGGGAUCUCAGCGAUGUAGGGAGCGUGACUGGGGAUGAGGGGGAGAGGGAGAGAGGCGGCGGCGGCGUGAUUGAUAGAAGAGACAAGCUGAUGGAGACGUCGGCCAAAGAGCGCCAGCAGCAGUUCCACAAACAGCACCACCGAAGCUUCAGUUUGUGAAGCGGUGAGAGAUAGAACAGCUAGAAACGCUUAAAAAAAAAAGUACAAAUUAGGGUAAACAUCCUGCGUUUUAGGUGCAAACCAAAGCAUAGAAGGAUAAAUUAGCUGCAAGAUUAAAAGUUAUGCUGCAGAUGUAGGUGUAUGAUACUUAGAGUAGAGAAGCUCAUGUAGAGUGACUGACAUAAAGCCGAUCAAUUGUAUUUAACGUUGCAGCUUAGUUUGAACACUACUCCUAGCAUCUAAACAGCUUUCAGCCCCCCAGGACAAGUAAACUGUGUAUUCACUCCCCUGUGAGGCCUUCUGGGUAGAAAACAUUCCCAGAGCAUGAAGAAACAGCGAAGAAAGAUCAAAAGCCCUGCACGAACAGAAAUAUUUAUAAAAGGCACCAUAUCUGUCUUUCUUUCCUUUUUUUUUUUUUCUUUCUUUCCCAGGCUAAUUUUUGAUCUAAUUUGGCGAGACUGGUGAAAAGAAACCCUUCCAUUGUUUCCAGUCGUAUUGAGUUAUCAGCGACUCCUUCAAGGUAGAGAAGAACUCUGAGAUCACACUCCAGUAAAUCAACCCUCCAUUCAGGGAGUUUGAAGGGAAGAAUGACAAAAACGUCUCUCUGCCCGUGCGCGGAGUUAAGAGCAUGUUUGAAUUCACAUUUCAUGUAUUUAUUUCCAGUAACAUGCUGCAAGUGGUGCUUUUAUCGUUUUCGGCACGAGAGGGAAUGCGUUUUUUGAAAAUUCCUGGAAUGAUGAAAAGAGCGAGCAGAGUCUGAAGAUGAUGGAGACUCAGUUUGGCUCAGACAGCAUGCACUCCUCGUUGGCUAUUAAACUGACAUUUAAACGAUGUAUUCAGGGUAAAACGCUGAUAGAAACACUGACACUCUAAAAGCAAAAAUAAGCUCAGCUAUGCUUUCUUUAUUUAUGUCAUCAUGCUGUAGUCUUACGGUGAAAAAGCCUUUCCCAAAUUUCUUUGAGAUGGAUAUUCUUAAACAUUUGUAACAAGUGUAUUUCGUUGGCAGCGUUUCUUCCUUUGUUUGCCUUUACAAAAACCCACCCUUGUUAUUUGAAGCGUGCCUUGACACCAAACAAGCAACACAUUUAGCAUGAGUAGUAUUCACUGUAGACUCAUUUGUACUUCUGAACCAUUUAAAGACCAACUGUGCGCCCUUUUUAUGAUUUUUUUUAAAGUAUCUGAUGAAUCUAAUCGCCUAGGCACCAUUUCCAAAUGAGACUUGAAUUUAUUUUUCUCGUGAUUCCUGUACUUGCUUCUAUGAUAGUGUACUUUGAUUGUCAAAGUGUGAGAUGAAAAAGUCAAGAAAUGACUUGUAAAUGUAUGUAAUUAUUACAAAGCUGGAAAAUAUUGACAUGUACAGUUACAUGUGUUUUGCUGAUUUGAAUAUUUGACUUGUUUGUUGUACAGAUGUUCUGUAAACCCACAGGUUAUCGUUGCGUAUUUAAAUCAUUCUUAUUGUCGCUGUUUACCUGAAACACUUCCAUUUCACUCCUGUCUUAUCAGUAUCGCUUCAAUCUUUUAAAUGCCUGUGUGGGUUACUCCUCACUGUUCCCAAAUUCUGUAUUGUCAUAUCUAUAAUCAAUAAACCAGAUCGUACUUAUCUA